Molecule: messenger RNA, 2217 nt
Organism: Thermochaetoides thermophila DSM 1495
Lineage: Eukaryota; Fungi; Ascomycota; Sordariomycetes; Sordariales; Chaetomiaceae
Exons: 12
Coding region: 1-2217 (738 amino acids)
Biological process (GO): transmembrane transport
Cellular component (GO): cytosol
Molecular function (GO): transmembrane transporter activity; oxidoreductase activity
Source: RefSeq, a predicted model, not a curated record
AUGAAAACCAUCGAUCAGGAACAGUAUCCAGACCACGGCAUGGAGGCCAAAAGCGGCCACGGAGUCCAUACCACUGAUAUCCGUGCCCCAACACUUCCACGAUGGCAGUACACUCUCCUCACAGUCGGGAUCUGCCUCGGCCUAUUCCUCUCCAUGCUGGAUUCGUCUAUCGUUGCAACCAGCCUGGUUAGCAUUGCCGCAGACUUUGGCACUGAUCCAGCCGAUGCCAAGCUCAACUGGGUUGCUUUGUCCUAUGCCCUCACCUAUCUGAGUUGUGCAGUGCUCUUCGCACGUGCGUCCGAUGUUGUGGGAAGGAGAGUCGCCUUCGGUGCUGCCUAUGUCAUAUUUGCUGUGUUUUCGGUGGCUUGUGGCUUUGCAAGCAAUAUGGAGGAGCUGAUUGCCUUGAGGGCUAUUCAGGGAGUUGGAGGAGCUGGGCUCUACAGUGUCUCGAUGAUAAUCAUGCCCGAACUAACACCAGAUAACAAGAAAAAGUACAUUGCUGCUGUUGUUGGAGUCGUAAUUGCGUCGGCAGGGGUUCUAGGGCCAGUCCUCGGUGGCAUCUUGACGGAUUAUUCAGUUUGGAGAUGGGUAUUUUGGAUUAACGGUCCCAUCAGCGCUGUUUCUAUCCUUGUUUUCCUCUUUGCCUGGCCUAACAAGCACCAACUCCCGGCGCUACAACGUCGAGCAUGGAAGGAAGUGGACUUCGUCGGGGCAUUCUUACUUACGGUUCCAGGUUGUGUACGGCAAAAGUCCCCUUCAAGCUGGGCUGAUGCUGUUGCCUAUGCUGGCGGCAAGCGCGGUGGGAACAACCCGUCCGCUCAGGGAAUCGUCGCCCAAGUACGCAUUCUCGGCGGUAGUCUUGGUAUUGCAGCAUCGGCGGCCAUCCUAGGGGCCAAGUUUCGGGCGCUAGGUCCCGCGAGCGGGGUGACACCCGAGGUAUUGGAGAAACUGGCGUCUAAUCCAGCGCUUUUGACUCCUGGUCAGUGGACAGUUAUCCGGCGUGUGUACACGGAUGCUCUUAAGGAAGACAUGAUUGUGUGCUGUGCCGUGUUGGGGGCUGCACUGAUCUGUAGCUUCGGGGUUUAUCGACGAAACCGGGUAUCGCUAGAGGAGAUGAUGGAGCAGCGGUACCGCGAGGAAGCAGAAAGGAGAGGGACAAUUUUGGAAACCGAGAAUACCAGCAGGGAGUCUCAAGCAGGUUUGGAGGUUUCUGCUUUACUACUUAUCUUUCCGCUUGCCAUGUACAUCGACCGACCCCCAUUCUCGCUCGUCCGCUUUGCAUCCAAGGUCACUGAAACAGCCCGGGUUUUCCUUUCCUCCGGUAGCCUUCAACAACAGCAGCAACAUCGUGUGCUGCUUCACCAUCGCUUCGCAGCCAUUACAAGAACCAUGGCCUCUUCUGCAGCCGCCAAGCGCCUGGAGGGCAAGACCAUUGUCAUCACAGGUGCCUCGUCGGGCAUCGGCCGCAGCUGUGCCUUUGAGUUCGCCCGCACAGCGCCCAAAAACCUCAAGCUAGUCCUGACAGCCCGUCGUGUUGACCGUCUGCACGAAAUUGCCGCCAAGAUCCGCGAAGAGGUCGGCGAUGGUGUUAAGGUUUUGCCCUUCCAACUCGAUGUUAGUGAUCCAGACCAGGUGCGGAGCUUUGUCCAGCGCUUGCCUGAGGAGUUCCGGGAUAUCGAUAUCUUGGUAAACAAUGCGGGAUUGGUUAAGGGGGUUGCUCGUGCGCCCGAGAUCGAUGAGGGUGACAUGAAUAUCAUGUUCAACACCAAUGUCACUGGCCUAAUCAACAUGACCCAGGCAGUGCUGCCCAUCUUCAAGGCUCGCCCAGACGGUGGUGCCGGUGAUAUCAUAAACAUUGGCAGCAUUGCUGGCCGGGAGCCUUAUGCUGGUGGCAGCAUCUACUGCGCUACCAAGGCCGCCGUGCGCGCUUUUACCGAUGCCCUGCGCAAGGAGCUCAUUGAUACUCGCAUCCGUGUCAUGGAAAUUGAUCCCGGCCAGGUUGAGACGGAGUUCUCCAUUAUUCGCUACUAUGGUGACAAGGCUAAGGCUGAUGCCGUUUACGCGCAGAAUAGCGGCUGUGAUCCCCUCACCCCUGAUGAUAUCGCCGAGGUCGUAGUGUUUGUUGCGAGCCGCAGACAGAAUGUUGUGGUCGCUGACACAUUGAUCUUCCCCAGCCAUCAGGCCGGUGCCGGUGUGCUGUAUCGGAGACCAACGUAA